This is a messenger RNA of Pogonomyrmex barbatus (red harvester ant), 2082 nucleotides long. RefSeq names its product mitochondrial tRNA-specific 2-thiouridylase 1. Gene Ontology annotation, cellular component: mitochondrion. Gene Ontology annotation, biological process: tRNA wobble position uridine thiolation. NCBI's taxonomy places the organism in Eukaryota, Metazoa, Arthropoda, Insecta, Hymenoptera, Formicidae. Gene Ontology annotation, molecular function: sulfurtransferase activity. The record is from RefSeq and is a predicted model, not a curated record.
CGCAACCGACAGCUCACCCAGCUGUUCCAAGAGACGAGCGAACCCCCCAUUGUAAUCUGGGUCAUGGAAACUGCGCAAAAUGGCCCGCUGCUGCGACCGGAUCGCGCCGUUUGUUGCGAACGAGCGUUGCUGACUUAGCAAUUUUGCAAUAUGAGUCGUGGCACACGCCAUCGCCGUUUUUCUUCGUUUUCGUUGCGUACGCUGCGACUCGCCGUACGGGAUGCACUACGCGUCGCAACCGUUCGAUCGUUUAUCUGUCAAUGAGCUUGACUGGUCGCUGACCAGGGAGAGCCACGCGUGGAUUGGUCGAUGGACUUUGCUCGACGACUCCCGCGCGAGUCUCGGAGCUUGGGCUUGGAACUUGGAUUCGGAGUAUUCGGAGUUGCAAUUGCAUAUGGCAUGCGUGCGAUUGUGACGUGAGAGAUAACGUGAGAGAAUCGGUUAAUUCCCUCUCGAGUAACGCGUAAUGGAUCGCGUUUUGCGUCGCUUUUUCGACACGAAAGUCGCAAGAUAGACUCGAGAGAUGCGACACGAAAGGAGAGCAAAUGCUUCAUCUUAUCUCUUCACUCUUUUUUUCCCUUCUCUCUUUACUUUUUUGCGGGAUCACGCGGUUCCCUUGUCACGUGACCAUGUGCCCAUGUGACUCGACUAGACUCGACGACUAAGUUUUACCCUGUGAAGCCAGUGUUCGCAUCGUUUUCACAAAUCUACGAAUCCACAUAGCUCAUGGCUGACUUGCAAUCAACGAAGAUGUUUGCUCUUGGAUAAAAUUUAGUCACUCAGUUUGAUAUUCCGUGCAUCUUUUCAUCUUGUCGUCGACAAACGAUAUCUGUCCAGACUAAGAUCAUCUUUUUCGUUUUUGCGCAUUAACAAACUGUACAAAUAAAAAAUAUAUGAAAAAGAAAAAUCACACAUACACACACGAAUCGAUUGUCCAAUGGAGAUGAUCAGAAAUGUUGUCAUAGGUAUAUCCGGCGGUGUCGAUAGCGCCGUGGCGGCUCUUUUACUUAAAAAUAGAGGAUUCAAUAUUACUGGAGUGUUUAUGAAAAAUUGGGACAUUAGAGAUGAAACAGGAAAAUGUGCGAUUGAGAGAGAUUACGAUGAUGCUCGAUGGAUUUGUGACAAACUGAAAAUUCCUUUGAUACAGGUCGAUUUUGUCAAAGAAUAUUGGAACGAGGUUUUUAGUGAUUUGGUCGAAAAAUAUCAGAAUGGUUAUACUCCGAAUCCAGAUAUCUUGUGCAAUAAGAAGAUCAAAUUUAAUAAGUUUUUUCAUCUCGCAUGUAGUAGAUUUGAAGCAGAUGCAAUUGCAACAGGCCAUUAUGCCAAGACAAGUUUUGGACCUUAUCUGGAGAAUUAUAAAGCAGAUACUAAUGUAUGUUUGUUACAGGCACAGGAUAGCAAUAAGGAUCAAACAUUCUUCUUGAGCCAAGUGUCACAACAAAUCUUGAGACGUUGCAUGUUUCCUCUUGGAAAUUACUUGAAAAGUCAUGUAAAGACAAUGGCCCUAGAAGCAGGAUUACAUCAAAUAGCAUGGAAGAAGGAAAGCAUGGGUAUCUGUUUUGUGGGAAAACGUAAAUUUCAAGAUUUUAUCUCAGAGUAUAUUAAAGAUAAACCUGGCGACUACAUAGAUCUAGAUAGUGGACUGUCGAUAGGCAGACACAGUGGCGUUCACAAACGAACAAUAGGGCAAAGAUGUAAAAUUGCUAGUUGUCUCAAGCCUUAUUAUGUGUUUAGUAAGGAUCUGAAGACAAAUACAAUUAUAGUGGUAAGCAGUACAACUCAUCCAGCACUGUACACCGAUUUUUUGAUAACGCAAGAUAUUCAUUGGAUUAAUCAAGAGCCGAGAUGGAACAAUGGUGUGUUGAAUUGUAACUUUCGCUUUCAACAUAGAAAUCCGUUGAUCGCUUGCAAAGUAUAUAUGUCCAAAGAUCGUUUGUUUAUCCGUCUUGAUGUACCUUUACGAGCGAUUACAAAGGGACAGUAUGCUGUUUUGUACUUUGGAGAGGAAUGUCUGGGUAGCUCAAUGGUAUCGUGUACUGGACCGUCUUUAUUUUGCACUUGACCGGCAAAACUGCACAGAUU